Molecule: messenger RNA, 3400 nt
Organism: Pseudomyrmex gracilis
Lineage: Eukaryota; Metazoa; Arthropoda; Insecta; Hymenoptera; Formicidae
Gene: Drp1
Product: dynamin-1-like protein
Exons: 8
Coding region: 69-2627 (852 amino acids)
Biological process (GO): mitochondrial fission
Cellular component (GO): membrane; microtubule; mitochondrion
Molecular function (GO): GTPase activity; microtubule binding; GTP binding
Source: RefSeq, a predicted model, not a curated record
AUAAUCAUCACUGUACAUACAUAUGCAUGUCCUAUACAUAUGUAUGACGCGCGCUACACGCGUCACACAUGCGCGCGCGCGACUACAGAGAACUGGCCUGCUUGCCUUGUGUGUGUGUGUGUGGAGAACAGAGCAAAGAGGGUGAGGAAUCAGAUGUACGUUGCGGAGUUGAUUUCCAAAGAAACGAUCGGAUUCUUCGGCAUUGCCAGUCCUCGCGACGUUGUAGGGACGAGGCCGAUGCGAGAUUCUCCAAGAUCCUGCGAACGUUGAAGACACACGUGGGGAAGAAAAUUGUGCGGCCGAAACAACAAUCGAAGAGAGCAAGGUGGUGCUUUUAUAUUCGGGACCGGCUUUGUGACCAACCGACCGACCGACCGACCGACCGACCGUCAUCUCGAUCGAUUCAUAUUCUUUGUAAUCCAACCAACUUCAUCAUGGAAGCGUUGAUACCUGUGAUAAACAAACUCCAGGACGUGUUCAAUACCGUUGGCGCAACCGUUUUACAACUCCCGCAGAUCGUCGUACUGGGCACGCAGAGCUCCGGGAAAUCGUCUGUAAUAGAAAGUUUAGUCGGUCGCUCUUUUUUACCAAGAGGGACUGGUAUUGUCACAAGACGUCCGUUGAUAUUGCAACUUAUAUACACACCCAAGGAAGAUCGAGAGCACAGAAGCGCGGAAAAUGGCACUUUGGAUCUCGAGGAGUGGGGAAUGUUUCUGCACACGAAGAACAAGAUCUUCAAGAAUUUCAAUGACAUUCGGGCAGAGAUCGAGGCCGAAACCGACAGGAUGGCGGGAGCGAACAAGGGAAUAUGUCCCGAACCUAUUAAUCUCAAAAUAUAUUCCACGACCGUUGUUAAUCUGACUCUCAUUGACUUGCCUGGUAUCACGAAAGUACCAGUAGGUGACCAACCGGAAGACAUUGAAAGCCAAAUACGCGAACUCGUGUUACAGUACAUAUGUAGUCCGAAUUCUAUCAUUUUAGCAGUUGUCACUGCCAAUACCGAUAUGGCCACGAGUGAGAGUUUGAAGCUAAGCAAAGAGGUUGAUCCGGAUGGCGGUCGAACAUUGGCUGUUGUUACGAAAUUAGAUCUCAUGGACGCCGGAACUGACGCUAUAGACAUUUUAUGCGGUAGAGUCAUUCCAGUUAAACUGGGUAUUAUAGGCGUUGUUAAUCGGUCUCAGCAAGACAUAAUGAAUAACAAAAGUAUUAAGGACGCGCUGAAAGACGAGGCCACGUUCUUACAGCGUAAAUAUCCAACGUUGGCCAACAGAAACGGGACUCCUUUUCUGGCAAAAACUCUCAAUCGUUUACUGAUGCAACACAUCAGGGAUUGUUUGCCGGAAUUGAAGAAACGAGUGGAUACGAUGAUCGCGCAGUAUCAAGCUUUGUUGAAUUCGUACGGCGAGGACAUCGAGGACAAGAGCCAGACCUUGCUGCAAAUUAUCACGAAGUUUGCGAACAGCUAUUGCGCCACGAUAGAAGGCACAGCUCGGAACAUAGAACUCACACAGCUGUGCGGCGGCGCUCGUAUUUGUUACAUAUUUCACGAGACGUUUAGCAAAACUCUGGAAUCGAUCAAUCCGUUGGGAGGUCUCACCAAAUACGACAUACAGACCGCUAUUCUCAACGCGACCGGUCCUAGGCCAGCUCUCUUCGUGCCGGAAGUCUCGUUCGAGCUGCUGGUCAAACGGCAAAUACGAAAAUUAGAGGAUCCCUCGUUACAGUGUGUGGAACUUGUGCACGAGGAGAUGCUAAAAAUAAUACGACACUGCGGCACCGAGGUGCAAGAGGAGAUGAUGCGUUUUCCCAAACUGCACGAACGUCUCGUCGAUGUUGUUACGCAGCUGCUGCGUAGGCGGCUCCCGGCUACCAAUGCGAUGGUAGAGAACCUGGUCGCGAUAGAGUUGGCGUAUAUUAACACUAAGCAUCCCGAUUUUCACAAAGACGCGGCAUUCGUGUCGUCUUUGCUAAAGGAAGCUGACGAUCACUUGAAGGAUAACAAACGAUUAGUUUCAUCGUCCAAUACUAUACUUCUUCAUGACACAUUGGUCAAUUUUCAAGACGAGAUGAACUCUGUUUCCGAUCAGAAAGAACAGGGACAGCAAAAUCAUCGGUUAACUAGCUUGUUGCAACUGCAAAACAGAACGGAAUCGAGCAAUUCUUUGGACAAUUCUCCGAUUCACAGACUGCGUGAGAGCAAUAGCUCACAACAUUCGAGUUUAGAUUCUACGAAUCCGUCGCCCGAAGUACAAAAAGCGUCGUCUACGCAACAGAAACCGGUUAACUUGCUCCCCGCUGUGCCAAUACACACGUUUCUGACAUUCAGCGAGCGCGAGAAACGAUAUUGUGAUGUUAUCGAGAGACUUAUAAAAUCGUACUUUUAUAUCGUACGAAAGUCCAUUCAGGACAGUGUACCAAAGGCUGUUAUGCAUUUCCUAGUCAACUACGUAAAAGAUAAUUUGCAAAGUGAACUCGUCACACAUUUGUACAAAUCCGAUCAGGCUGAGGCUCUGCUGAUCGAAAGCGAGCACAUCGCUGUUAAGCGCAAAGAAACGGCGGAUAUGCUUAAGGCAUUGACUCAAGCUGGUCACAUCAUUAGCGAAAUCAGAGAGACGUAUAUGUGGUAACGCCUAGAAAGCUCGCGCACGCCAUCGGAGUCUAGUUAAAUAUAGGUAUUACAUUAAUGUGUUUUAACGAAUUAAGUGUUGAAGAGAAUGUACUUUACCAUAAUGUGUAUGAAGGACCACAUUGUACAUAACUCUUAUCUUUCUCAUAUACAAGUAAGAUAUAUAUACAUAUAUAUUUAUAUGUAUAUAUAUAUAUAUGUGUACAUGUGUGUGUUGCAAUUUGCGAGCGAUGGUCCUAAAUACAUGUAUCUCCACUUAACUUUUACGAGCAUGAGAAGAAACGAUAACACAUUGCACACCGUAAAGAGUAUGCAUUUGCGCAGCCGAAAUUGAAGAAGAAAAAAAAAACAAAAAAAAACAAACAAAAAUUGGUUCGCGACCGAUGCAGUUCGGGCUCGAUUUUCUACCGAUCGUUUUUUAUACAUACAGAUGUAUACACACACGUCGAUAAAUUGUCGAAACUUUACUUUUUCUUUUUUUUUUUUUUUUUUUUUUUGGAUAAUCUUUUCCGAAGAAUUGUGUAAUGUAUCGUGUAUCACACGAGAGCACGCGCACAUUGUUACGGUGCUUGAUUAAGUUCAGUUUGAUUCUCGCAUCACCUCGUGUUAUGCUAGUCGUUAAUAAGAACGCCAUUUUACGAAUGAAGAACCAUUUUUGGUGAGUCAAGCUCCAAGUAAUGAAACGUUUUUCCCUAGAAGAUCCAGAAGUAAACGUUGUUGUUAACGGAUUGUAUUGUAUUUUUCACAGAAUCGAACAAUAAAAAGAAAAAAAAA